This is a messenger RNA of Cyphellophora europaea CBS 101466, 1701 nucleotides long. RefSeq lists its product as uncharacterized. The transcript has 2 exons. The record is from RefSeq and is a predicted model, not a curated record. Lineage: Eukaryota; Fungi; Ascomycota; Eurotiomycetes; Chaetothyriales; Cyphellophoraceae. Bases 1 to 1701 code for a protein of 566 amino acids.
AUGCCGGCACUUCGCUCUCUUACGACAGUAACUCUGCUGUCUGCUUGCCUGGCGCAAGCAUGGGCCGGUCCCGCCUUUCACAGACGCACACCUCCAGAGGAGACCCCAGCAGCGGUUGAGGCUCCUCCGGUGGAGAGCAGUUUGCCUCCUGCCGAGGCCGUUCAUACUACCACUCCGGCAGCAGUAGAACAUACUCCUCCAGCAGAACAUACUCCUCCUCCAGCAGCACACACCCCUCCUCCAGCCGAGCACGUCGCGCCCCCGGCUCCUGUCGCCCCGGCCGAGUGCCCCCCACCGCCAGCUCCUGUCGUUGAGGAGAAGCUGAUUACCGUGACCGAACCAGUCCACAUCACUGAGACCGUUCAUAUUACAGUUACUGAGGAAUUGGCUCCUGCUCCUCCAGUCACUGAAACCGUCCACCUAACGGUCACGGAGGUUGCCGAGAAGUUCAUCACCGAGCAGCUACCUCCUCCACCUCCAGUCAAUCAGACAGUCCACCUGACGGUUACGCCACCACCGGUUCAUGUCACGGUGACAGAGGUUGCUGAGAAGUUGAUCACCGAGCAGCUACCUCCCCCACCCCCAGUUACCGAGACCGUCCAUCUCACAAUGACUGAAAUCCAGCAGCUCACGAUAACCGCUGUUCAGACAGAGAUUCAACACCUCACCGCAACGGAGAUUCGGAAUAUCACCGCCACGGAGGUCCAAAAGCUAACUGCGACUGCUACGGAAGUACAACAAGUUGUAGAGACUGCUCUUCAACAUGUCACUAUCACCGAUGUCCAGAACCAGGUCCAACAUGUGACCAUCACUGAGCAACAAGUCAAGGAAGUCACCGUUCCUCAGCACAUCACGGUCACUGAACAGCAGGUCCAGCAUGUCACCAUCACGGAAGUGCAAGAAUGCACUCCUGUUGCUGGAGUGACUGCUGGUGUCCCACCACCGCCGCCUCCAAUGGGUCACGCCCCACCUCCUAUGAGCCACGCCCCUCCUCCCCCAGCUCAUGUCACUGGUGCGUCUCCCCCCUUCAGCACUCUGCCAGGCGUGGUCUGGAGCUACAACCAAAAUUCAGCUAACCCACUCUCAGCCGCUCCCCCGGGUCACGCAAUGCCAAUCCCACCUGGCCAGGUCUUUACCGGCAGCCAUUUCACCACAUGGGCGUCGAUUAUGCCGGGUCUAGCUGCCCUUGCGAAAGGCGACCCCAAUGUGAUCCCGCCUUUCACCGCCCCACGUAUGCCUAUGCCUAUGCCUACAGCAGGCGCCUUCUUUGGGGCAGGCAACAGCACAAAUAACGCUGUUAGCUCCGCUGGUUCCGCUGGCAUCUCAGCCACUGAAGCUGCAACCUCCGCUACAGAAGUUGCUGCAGAAUCUGCUGUCGCCACCAGCGCCGAAUCCUCAGUCACCUCAGAGUCAGUUGCCGCCGCUUCAGAAACCAGUGGAGCCGCUACCUCGGAGACUUCCGAGUCGGCCUCAAGCGCUACCAGCGAGGUCGCCGAGGCCGUGGCAGCCACCACAGAAGCCUCCGCAACCACUACUGAGCCUGCGGCCAAUGCCGUCACAGCCGCCGCGCAGGUCGAUGCCGUCGAGACCACUAUCGACGUCUCGAGCCUGACGAUGAGCAACUACGGCGUGCUGGGCGUUGGCGAGCGCCGCCGACGGAAGGCUCGUUUCGUCGUGCCGAGCGAGGGCUUCAGCACCUGA